This is a messenger RNA of Canariomyces notabilis, 801 nucleotides long. RefSeq lists its product as uncharacterized. The record is from RefSeq and is a predicted model, not a curated record. NCBI's taxonomy places the organism in Eukaryota, Fungi, Ascomycota, Sordariomycetes, Sordariales, Chaetomiaceae. The coding region runs from base 111 to 698 and encodes 195 amino acids. The transcript is spliced from 2 exons.
UUGAAGUCGUGCCUAUUGCCGUGUGUGCCGUGUGCCGUGUGCCGUGCCGCGCGCCUGAGUCCGUGCUUCAGCGCUUCGCCUCAACGUCGCCAACCACGCACGCGCCCGCCAUGGCGGCCGAAAAGGCUGUGCAGCCGCCCCUGCUGCCGCUGUCAGCACCCCCCCGUCCCCCGGACCACGACUCGCUGGCUGCACCGCCGCCUCCGGUCCUGAUCGCCCCCGCCCCCGCCGCCGGCCCCGGUGCUCCCCCGGCUACGGCACCUCAACAGCAGCCGCCCGUCCCCGUUCCUCCUCCCCCCUUCCAACCCCACUAUGACCCAUCUCUAGAUCCUGCCAUCAAGCACCUGCUGGAUCAGCAGGCCGAGCUCCAGGCAAAGCAUGCCGAGGUCCAGGCAAAGCUCGCCGCCCUCCUCCCCCAAAAAUACGGGCCCAACAUCAAGGUGGAGCUCGAAAUGCUGCGCCACAAGCACCGUGUACUUCGAGCAUACGCAGACGAUAAUCGUGAGCCGUCCUGCUUUCUCUUGUCCCAUGUCACCCCGGAUGAUCGUUCCUUCCAUCCGAUUUUUGCUCCCUUGUCCCCGCAACCUUAUCUGAUGCCGCCGAUUAGAAUUGUCCGACAAUAUUCCACUCUUGUCCGACGUCGAAGAGGCGAGAGCGUUGCAGUAUCAGUGCGAGUGCAUCGAGACGGUCUGUGUUGAUCAAGGUAUCGACCUCCAGGACCCUAGGUUUCUCGAUGCUCUCAAGUACCAUUACUAUCGGGAUCAGGCCCCUGAUGGCUUCGUUGCCUGGCUGGACAGGAAU